Messenger RNA from Cooperia oncophora, 180 nucleotides. The record is from the annotation of a GenBank genome assembly. Lineage: Eukaryota; Metazoa; Nematoda; Chromadorea; Rhabditida; Trichostrongylidae.
AUGCCAUUAUUGGAGAACUUCACAUUGAAAACGCAGCCCUUCAACAAUGUUAAGGUGGUUUUCGAGUCAGCAUCCCCGUCAGCUGUAGAUCUGUUGAACGCCUUGUUCAUGUAUGAUCCCAAGAAAAGAAUUAGCGCUGCUGACGCUCUAGCACAUCCAUUCUUUACGGUGAGCUCUUGA